Messenger RNA from Dibothriocephalus latus, 423 nucleotides. The record is from the annotation of a GenBank genome assembly. Lineage: Eukaryota; Metazoa; Platyhelminthes; Cestoda; Diphyllobothriidea; Diphyllobothriidae.
AUGCAUGUCUACAGGCAACCCUGUGUCAACGCAUUUUAUGCAUCUUUCUCGCAUCCCCUGCAGAUUAACAGCGAGAUCAUGCGGUUCAGCCAUGGCAUGCAUGCGGCCUGUACAACGCUGGCAACCAACUUGAAGGCCUCCCAGCUGGAGUCAGCGGACGCGCUAGCCAAGAGUCGGCGUCAGCUGAUGAAGGAGGAGGAGGAUGCCAAGCUGCGCGCCCAAAGUCUGACCGAAUCGCUGGCACGCAGUCAGUCGAAGCUGGCGGAAGCUGAGAGCAAGCUCAUAGAGCUAGCUCAGAAAAACCAGGAGCUGGCUGACGAGGUCUGCUUACAUUUUCAUUCCCAUUAUGCUAUGCAUAUAUGUAUUGUAAUGUCAAAUGACUUCUUUGGAAAAAGCAGAAGAAUGUGUUUGAUAUAUUUGUGA